Molecule: messenger RNA, 729 nt
Organism: Striga hermonthica
Lineage: Eukaryota; Viridiplantae; Streptophyta; Magnoliopsida; Lamiales; Orobanchaceae
Source: the annotation of a GenBank genome assembly
AUGCAAUAUUAUGUCCAGGUUAGCCGAAUCCCGUUCAACCAGCAGAUCAAGAAUUUCGAGAGCACGCUCGAGCAAAUCAGGGACACGGUUGGCAUGUCCGAUUUGGCGCAAGCCUUGUCCAAAUGCAUUUUCUUCGUCGGCAUGGGAAGCAAUGACUAUCUCAACAACUACUUGAUGCCGAAUUACGACACCAAGAAUCAGUACAAUCCUCAACAGUAUGCCGAUCUUUUGGCUCGACAGUACUCCCAACAACUCACCAGGUUGUACAAUCUUGGAGCUAGGAAAUUUGUGAUAGCUGGUAUUGGGCUUAUGGGUUGUAUUCCAAGCAUAUUAGCUCAGAGUAAUAAUGGCAUUUGCUCGGAGCAAGUGAACGAGCUCGUUCUCCCUUUUAACACGAACACGAAAGCCAUUAUCGCUAACCUUAGUACAAAUCUCCCGGGCGCGAGUUUUUCUUACAUAGACAUUCGGAAAAUGUUCCAAGAUCUCCUUGCUAAUGCUAGAUCAUACGGGUUCAAUGUGAUAAAUCAAGGUUGUUGUGGUAUUGGGAGGAAUAGUGGGCAAGUAACUUGCCUUCCGUUUCAAACUCCAUGUCCGGACCGAAACGGGUAUAUUUUCUGGGACGCUUUUCACCCGACUGAGGCAGUGAAUAUCCUGUUUGGCAAGAGAGCUUUUAGUGGGAGCAAUGAUGUUGUUUAUCCUAUGAACAUAGAGCAACUUGCCAAUCUUUGA